GUCUUAUAACAGCGGGAUAGAAGCUGUCCUUGAGCCUGGUGAUAAAGAGACACAGGAGACUUCAGACGCUGGAAUCUGGAGCAACACACAAUCUGCUGGAGGAACUCAGCGGGUUGGGCAGCACCUGUGGGAGGAAAGGAAUUGUGGACGUUUUGGGUCGAAACCCUGCACCUACAGAUCUGUGCUGAUUAGCUGUGCAGGUAAUUUGUGGAGUGUUUACACAAGCUGCAAGUGCAAAGUUCACCCUGCUCCUGGUCAGUAUUCCCGGUUCCUCGACCCUGACAGGCUGCUGGUUUGAAGGUUACUCACACGGAGCACCAUGCCGGAGCUGACCGCAGACAUCUCCAGGAGCUUGAACAAGACCACGCCGGGCAUUCAAAUAUGGCGAAUCGAGAAUAUGAUGAUGGUUCCUGUUCCUCCGAGAUCCUAUGGCGAUUUCUACGAAGGGGAUUGUUACAUCCUGUUUGCAACUCACAGGAUGGGAAGUUCCUUCACCUAUGAUAUUCACUUCUGGAUUGGAAAGAAUUCGACCACCGACGAGCAGGGAGCAGCCGCCAUCUACACCACACAGAUGGACAAUUACCUCGGAGGGAUAGCUGUACAACACCGAGAGGUGCAGAGAUAUGAGUCCCAGAUGUUCAAGGGUUAUUUCAAGAAGGGUUUUAUCUACAAGCGGGGAGGUGUUGCCACUGGACUGAAGCACGUGGAGACCAACACUUACAAUGUACAGAGGCUGCUUCAUGUCAAAGGGAGGAAGAAUGUGUAUGCUACUGAGGUUGAUAUGAGUUGGAGGAGCUUCAACCAAGGAGAUGUCUUCUUGCUGGACCUGGGGAAGCUCAUCGUGCAGUGGAACGCCCCGCUGAGUAAUCACAUGGAGCGCCUGAAGGCGAUGCAACUGGCCAAAGACAUCCGGGACCGUGAUCGGGCCGGUCGGGGACAGAUCGCAGUGAUCGACGGACAGGACAAGGAUGCCUCUGCGGAGCUGAUGAAGCUCAUGACGUUCCUUCUCGGUGCGAAGGAAAAGAUUAAGGCAGCAACCCCAGAUGAAGUGGUAGAUCAACAGCUAAAACGGGCUGUCAAACUUUUCCGUGUGACCGACUCGGAGGGAAACCUGGUGGUCCAGGAAGUGGCUGUUCGACCUCUGACCCAGGACUUGCUCAGUAGUGACGAGUGCUACAUUGUGGACCAGGGUGGAGUUAAAAUCUUUGUGUGGAAGGGGAAAAAAUCUUCCCAGCUCGAACGCGAGUUAGCACUAACCAGAGCGAUGGGCUUCAUCAAGGCCAAGGGUUACGCUGAACAUGUGAACAUUGAGGCAGAGAAUGAGGGUGCAGAGUCUGCACUGUUCAAGCAGCUCUUUCAGAAGUGGACGGUGAAGUAUCAGACGGUUGGUCUGGGCAGAACCCACAGCGCUGGUAAAAUUGCCAAGGUUGAGCAGCUGAAGUUUGACGCCACAGAGAUGCAUGCCAAACCUGAGAUAGCAGCUCACGAGAGGAUGGUGGACGAUGGCUCCGGGGAAGUCGAGGAGUGGCGGAUUGAGGACCAUGAGCUGGUCCCAGUGGAGAAGAGGUGGCAGGGUCUCUUCUACAGCAAGGAGUGUUACCUGAUCCUUUACACGUACACCAUCCACAACAAGUGCCGCUAUAUCCUCUACAUCUGGCAGGGUAAACAUGCGAGUCAAGGAGAUAUCGCUGCCUCUGCCUUUCAGGCUGUCAAUAUUGACCAGCAGUACAACGGUGAGGCCGUGCAGGUCCGAGUGACCAUGGGCAAAGAACCAAAACACCUGAUGGCCAUCUUCAAGGGGAAACUGGUAGUCUUUGAGGGGAACAGUUCAAGGACUGAGAACUAUGAGACAGAGGACGGUGCGAGUCUCUUCCAGGUUUGUGGCAAGAAUGUCUACAAUACCAAAGCAUUUGAGGUCCCAGUACGUUCCUCCUCUCUCAACUCCAAUGAUGUUUUCCUGCUCAAGACCAGUCAACAGUGUUACUUGUGGUAUGGGAAGGGAUGCAGCGGGGACGAGAGAGAAUUAGCCAAGAAUGUGGCUAACGCCAUCUCCAAGAGGGAGAAGCAGACUGUGUACGAGGGUCACGAGCCUGCUGAAUUUUGGGUAUUUCUCGGAGGAAAAGGACCAUACGCCAACAGUAAGAGGCUACAGGAGGAGUACCAAACUGUCAGUCCGCGCCUCUUUGAGUGCUCCAACCAGACUGGGCGCUUUGUAGCCACGGAGAUCACUGACUUCACCCAGGAUGACCUCGAUGAUGAUGAUGUCAUGCUUCUGGACACCUGGGAGCAGAUUUUCCUGUGGAUUGGUAAAGGCGCCAAUGAAACUGAGAAGAAGAAUGCAAUUGAACUUGCACAGGAAUACCUCAGCACCCACCCAAGUAAUCGAGACCUUGGAACCCCCAUACUCAUUAUCAAACAGGGCUUUGAGCCCCCAACUUUCACUGGUUGGUUCAUGGGUUGGGACCAACAUCUUUGGAGUGAUGGAAGAUAUGAGGAGCUGAACACUGGGCUGGAUGAUCCAUAUAUUGUCGAAGAACUGAUGAAUGACGUGAAAGAAAUGAAAAUAUCUGGCAGCUACAGUAGCACGUCAGUGGCUAAUGAAUCCAGGAAAACAUAUGCACCAGAGCAACUGAUUAACAAGGUGGCUGAGGACCUGCCUCCAGGAGUAGACCCCACAAGGAAGGAGGAGUACCUGUCCAAUAAAGACUUUGAGAGCAUUUUCAGUACAACACGGAUGAAGUUCAAUGCAAUGCCAGAGUGGAAACAGAGGAACCUGAAGAAAGAAAAGGGAUUGUUUUAGGUGCACAACCUAUUCGGUGGCUCUGCCAGGAAUUGAUGCAGCUUUUAUAUUAUAUAAACAAUGUGAUUCUUUUUUUAUUACUAGUUUGAGGUGUUGAUUGAGUUAUCAGCCUUUGUAAAGAACAAAACACUCCUGCCAAACCCAUUGGUGCCAGUUAAUACUUGUGUAAGUUGCUGUGAGAGAAUCUAGGUUUAAGCGGAAAUCUCUGCAACAGUGAAGUUACUAACUAUUCACCCUUUUUGAGAUCCAGGUUGAUAAAAAGCUGUAGUUCCCAACUCCAGUUCAUUGGAGCCACUACUGUGGCUCUCUAGUGGCACCCUUUGGCAGAACUGAAACUUGGACACCAAGUUAAACCUGCUAACACAUAAACCCGUCCCAAGGCAUUUACUGUAGGAAAAGACUUGGGCAUAUUUUCCAAGUCUGGAUACUUAAUUAUCAAUUGAUUGAAGAUGGUUUAAAAAAAUGGCUGUAGGCUCCUCAAAGUUUAACACAUGCUGCCCAUUUUAAAUGCACUCUGACCUGUAAAAUGUAUGAAAAUUGGGUCUUACUUAACCCGCUGAAUGUACAAUCAGUGGGAGUUGUCUAUCUUUAAGAGGCAGUUUCAGAAAAGAGCUUUAAAACUGCAUCUGCUGUAUCUCUAAAUAUGUCAAGAUCUCAUUUUCCCCUCAAAGCUGUUUUAGAAACUUGGAAAUAAUGCAUACCAGUUAACUAAUAGACCCAUCUAUCUUUUUGAUAAAACUAUUAGCAGGACAUCAUAGAAUCACAACACUUUCAUUGUUAGGUGGUUUUCAAUUGUCCUAGUGUAGAUCAUCUUAACAACUGCUCAAGGAUGUGACGAAUGCCAGUGCUUCUGGUUCCUCUUUGAUACCUAAUUAGUGUUAGAAGUGCAGAUCAACAUCUCAUUGGUGAGAGUUAAAGUAGUUCUAAUCGUAAAAUAAUCUGUGAAUAAUUUUCUGCAUCAUUUCAGCCUUUCUGUGGAGCAUCUGCUAAUCCAUUUAAUGUGUAAGAAGAGGUGUUGAUUGUGAAAGCUUUCCAUGCCAUGAGAUGUACUAAG
This is a messenger RNA of Pristis pectinata (smalltooth sawfish), 3854 nucleotides long. Its product is annotated as villin-1-like. Bases 320 to 2800 code for a protein of 826 amino acids. Gene Ontology annotation, cellular component: cytoplasm; lamellipodium; actin cytoskeleton. Gene Ontology annotation, biological process: barbed-end actin filament capping; actin polymerization or depolymerization; actin filament severing. The transcript is spliced from 22 exons. The record is from RefSeq and is a predicted model, not a curated record. Gene Ontology annotation, molecular function: actin filament binding; phosphatidylinositol-4,5-bisphosphate binding. Lineage: Eukaryota; Metazoa; Chordata; Chondrichthyes; Rhinopristiformes; Pristidae.